This is a messenger RNA of Dentiscutata heterogama, 477 nucleotides long. Lineage: Eukaryota; Fungi; Glomeromycota; Glomeromycetes; Diversisporales; Gigasporaceae. The record is from the annotation of a GenBank genome assembly.
AUGAUCCCAUUCACAUCACAAUUAAGAGGAGACCAUACAGCUGUUCUUCUCAAUGAUAAAAUCUAUUUUAAUGGUGGUAAUUUUUCUUUUAGACCUCAAAGUACUUCUGUUUUUGCUUCCGGUCAAUUAUUUUAUCUCGAUGUUUCAAAAUCUUUUAGCAUAGAUGACGUAUCAUCAAUGCGUGGACAGACCUUUCUUCAUGGUGCUGGAGGAAGUUUUCUCAAUGUUUAUGACACAACGACACAAAUAUAUAGCACGUCAUCUAAUUCAGAAAAUUUUUCUACAAAAAGAACACAACCUAAUGUUCCGUGUGUUGCUUUAAAUGGAUAUAAUCCAAAUGGUUCAUCCACAUCUGGGAUUUAUCUUCUUGAUAUAAGUCAAGAAGAUAAUUAUAAAUGGGUUACAACAUUUAAUCCUACCACGGUCACUCCCAUUUCAAAUUCAUCAUCAGCACUUAGUUCCACUCCAAAUUCUUAA